GACGUAUCCCCCCUGCAUCUGCUUCCUUUGAACAAGUGCUGUCCUUCUCCCUGGGUUGGUGACCUGCUCCGGGAGUAAUCCGCUCUGCUACCAGCAUGCCCACCCAGCUGGAGAUGGCCAUGGACACGAUGAUCCGAAUCUUCCACCGCUACUCUUGCAAAGAGGGGGACAGGUUCAAGCUCAACAAAGGGGAGCUGAAGAUGUUAUUACAGCGGGAGCUCACAGAAUUCCUCACGUGCCAAAAGGACCCCCAGUUGGUGGAUAAGAUAAUGCAGGACCUGGAUGCCAAUAAGGACAACGAAGUGGAUUUUAAUGAAUUUGUGGUCAUGGUGGCGGCUCUGACAGUUGCUUGUAACGAUUACUUUGUGGAGCAGCUGAAGAAGAAAGACAAGCAGGCUGACGCAAGGCAGAAAUAG
This is a messenger RNA of Peromyscus maniculatus bairdii (prairie deer mouse), 416 nucleotides long. It is a transcript of the gene S100z, whose product is annotated as S100 calcium binding protein Z. Lineage: Eukaryota; Metazoa; Chordata; Mammalia; Rodentia; Cricetidae. Gene Ontology annotation, molecular function: calcium-dependent protein binding; calcium ion binding. The record is from RefSeq and is a predicted model, not a curated record.